Messenger RNA from Ceratitis capitata (Mediterranean fruit fly), 461 nucleotides. Its product is annotated as cuticle protein 5.1-like. Lineage: Eukaryota; Metazoa; Arthropoda; Insecta; Diptera; Tephritidae. The coding region runs from base 97 to 339 and encodes 80 amino acids. The transcript has 2 exons. The record is from RefSeq and is a predicted model, not a curated record.
GAAGAAGAAUUGUAUUUAAAGGCAAGUGUGAAGUAAAAUUGUCAUCAGUUUAACUUUGUUACACAACAGUAAAACAACCGCCAAAACAAAAUCAAAAUGUUCAAAUACUUCGCUCUCGUCUUCGUCGCCCUCUUCGCCUUCGCUGCUGCCGAGCCUAAACCAGCUGUGGUAGCUGCUCCCUUGGCCUACUCUGCACCAUUGGUCGCUUCUCCUUACGCUGCCGCCUAUGCUGCUCCAUAUGCCGCUUACGCCGCUGCUCCUUAUGCCGCCUACGCUUCACCCUACGCCGCCUACUCCGCUUACCCAUACGCCAGCGCUGCUUAUGUGCUCCGCAAGUAAAUGGAAAGUAGCAACAGAGAUCUGUGAUAGUAAAUUGGAUUUGAUUGGCAAUGAAAAUGGACACAAUUUUACUGGCCUCAAUAAGAAAAUAAUAAAAUAAAAUAAGUGAUUACAAAACGAAA